AAAAGAAAAAGCAGGAAGAAAAGAAAAAGAAGGAAGGUGCUCAGAAAAAGGCUGCUGAUCAAAAAACCAAAGUGCCAGAACCUACUAAGACCUGUUCAAGCCAGCCCCAAGCUGCCGGCACCAGUACCAGUACUUCCACCAGCACUCUCUCCAACAGUGGCAAUGGCAAACGCGGAUCUGCCAGCAGCCAGCAGCAGCCAGCUGCAUCCCGCUACCUGCCACGCGAGGUGCCUCCACGCUUCCGCCAGCAAGAACACAAGCAGCUGCUAAAGAGAGGUCAGCCAUUGCCUACAGGGGCUCUGCCCAGUGUGAGCCCAGCCCAGGGUGCUGGGCCCGCAGGGGUAAGCCCCCCUCCCCUCCCUGGAGCCGGAGCACAGCAGCAUCCCAGUAAGCUCCAACCAGAUCUCAGUCACAGUGGAUUGGCGGAUCAUUAUGAAAGUCCCCACUGGGGACAGCAGCCCAGUUGCAGAAGUGAAGCCAGCUGCAGCUGGGAUAGAGCGAUAAUCGAGAGGCCCGACCAGGGGGCGUGGCCCGCCGUCCCAGGGACAGAGACUGAGCCUGCCUCAGAAUGUACCACAGACACUGACUCUGCGUCCAACUGUGGCUCGGACACCAGUAGCAUGGCUACAGGGAGUGCCCAGGGCAACUUCACGGGACACACCAAGAAGACAAAUGGCAAUAACGGCACCAACGGCGCACUCGUCCAAAGCCCUUCUAAUCAGAGUGCCCUUGGAGCAGGGGCAGCCAGCGGGAACGCAGGUGCAGCCAGAGUGUGGGGUGUAGCCACAGGCUCCAGCUCCGGCCUCGCUCACUGCGCUCUCGGCGGUGGGGAUGGAAAAAUGGACAGUAUGAUUGGAGAUGGGAGAAGUCAGAACUGCUGGGGGGUUUCCAACUCCAAUGCUGGCAUUAAUCUCAACCUUAAUCCUAAUGCCAACCCAGCUGCCUGGCCUGUACUGGGACAUGAAGGAACUGUGGCGACAGGAAACCCUUCCAGUAUUUGCAGUCCAGUCAGUGCCAUAGGUCAAAACGUGGGCAACCAGAAUGGGAACCCAGCAGGCACUCUAGGUGCUUGGGGAAACCUGCUGCCACAAGAGAGCACAGAACCACCAACGUCCACUUCUCAGCAUGCGUCUUUCAGUGUACAACCUCAGAACCUUAGCGCGGACGGACCAAAUAACACUAAGCCCGUGAGCACUCCCCCAAACCCUAUCAGUGCAAUGCAGACAGAUGGACUGCCAAACUGGGGCGUGGCUGGGGGUCUGGGGACCACCAUCCCGCCCCACCUGCAAGGCCUUCCUGGUGCUAGUGGGCCAUCAGCUGCUCAAGUCAGUGGGGCUGGUGGUGAAGGAAUCAACAGCCCUGUGUGGGGACUGUCCCCAGGUAACUCUGCCACAGGAAAUAGCAAUUCUGGGUUCAGUCAGGGGAGUGGAGACACUGUGAACUCAGCAUUAAGUGCUAAACAGAAUGGAUCCAGCAGUGCUGUGCUAAAGGAAGGAAAUGGAGGAAACGCCUGGGAUUCGGGACCUCCUUCCGGACCUGGAAUCCUCAGUUGGGGAAGGAGCAGUGCCACCACUGGCGUAGGUAACAUCCCCUCGGGAGCCUGGGGCCACCCCAGCCGAGGCACCUCCAAUGGUAUGAACGGGGAGUGGGGAAAGCCCUCAAACCAGCAUUCCGGGAGUGACAUCAGCACGAAAGGAUCAGCAGGGUGGGACAGUCCUCGUGUGAGCGGCCAGAAUCCUGCCGGGCAGUCGGGCAGCGAGCUCGUGAACUCUUGGGCCAAAGCCGCAUCUUCCGGAGCUCCGGCGAGCGAGGGAGGCAGCGACAGCUCUGGCAGCCACAGCGAAGGCAGCACGGGGAGGGACGGAGCGGACAGCCGCAGGCGAGACAAGGCGGCGGGAGACCCAGGGCACGUCCAGCUGCCAAGGAAUGACCUCGACCCAAGAGUUCUGUCCAAUACUGGUUGGGGACAGACUCCAGUAAAGCAGAACACUGCCUGGGAAUUUGAGGAAUCCCCCAGGCCUGAGAGAAAAAGCGACAAUGGGACAGAGGCCUGGGGAAGCGCCCACGCCCAGCCCGCAGACUCCGGGGGGAAGAGUGGUGGGGACAGCGCUGACGCCUUGCCGGCGUCUGGGUGGGUCAGCUCGCCGCCGGCCGCUGCGCCCCCCAGUGCAGGCUGGGGAGAUGGCAGCCACAAAGCACCGAAUGGCCCAGGGGUGUGGGGGGACUCCGUAAGCUCUCCUGCUGCUAGUAAUGCUGCUGCGGCCAAGAGCGGCCAUGCUUGGAGCGGGACCGCAAGUCAGGAGGACAAGUCACCCACCUGGGGUGAGCCUCAAAAACCCAAAUCUCAAAACUGGGGAGAUGGGCAAAAAUCUCAUCCAGCCUGGAGUGCAGGAGGAGGAGAUUGGGCCGAUUCAUCUUCUGUCCUUGGACACUUGGGGGAUGGGAAAAAGAAUGGCUCUGGAUGGGAUGCUGACAGCAGUCGAUCAGGGUCUGGCUGGAGUGACACCACAAGGUCGGGGACCAGUGGCUGGGGCAAUGGCACAAAUGCAAAGGUGAAUCCAGGGACAAACUGGGGAGAGUCUUUAAAACCUGGCCCCCCACAGAACUGGGCGAGCAAACCCCAAGACAACAAUGUGAGUAACUGGGGAGGAGCCACUUCCAGUAAACAGACAGGGGCAGGGUGGAUAGGGGGGCCUGUCCCUGUUAAACAGAAGGACAACAGUGAGGCCACGGGCUGGGAAGAACCUUCUCCACCAUCCAUUCGCCGCAAAAUGGAAAUCGAUGACGGUACCUCAGCUUGGGGUGACCCAAGUAACUACACCAACAGAACUGUAAACAUGUGGGAUAGAAACAACCCGGGCGUCCAGAGCAGCUCCACGGCCGCCACCUCCACCUCCACGAGCAGCAGCACAAGCGUGGCCGAGACGCCGCCCACGCACCAGGCCAGCGCCGCACCGAACCGAUCACCACUGCUUGGUCCAGUUUCCUCAGGCUGGGGAGAAAUGCCUAAUGUUCAUGCAAAGGCUGAAAGCUCCUGGGGGGAGCCAUCCUCCCCUUCUACCCUGGUAGAUAACGGCACAGCAGCGUGGGGCAAACCACCCAGCAGUGGCAGCGGGUGGGGGGACCAGCCCACCGAGCCAGCCGUGACGUUUGGAAGAGCUGGCGCUCCCGCUGCCACCCCAGCCCUGUGCAAGCCAGCUCCAAAAUCUAUGCAAGAAGGCUGGGGCAGCGGUGGGGAUGACGUGGGCCUCGGCACCAGUCAGUGGGAAGAUGAAGACGGGGGCGUGUGGAACAACGCUGCUUCCCAGGAAAGCACCUCUUCCUGCAGUUCCUGGGGGAACGCCCCCAAAAAAGGACUCCAAAAGGGCAUGAAGACAUCUGGCAAGCAGGAUGAGGCCUGGAUCAUGAGCCGGCUGAUCAAACAGCUCACAGACAUGGGCUUCCCGAGAGAGCCAGCUGAAGAGGCCUUGAAGAGUAAUAAUAUGAACCUUGAUCAGGCCAUGAGCGCUCUGCUGGAAAAGAAGGUGGACAUGGACAAGCGUGGACUGGGAGUGACUGACUACAAUGGAAUGGUCACCAAACCCCUUGGCUGCCGCCCACCAAUCUCCAAAGAGUCUUCCGCAGACCGCCCCACCUUUCUCGACAAGGACGGCGGCCUAGUGGAAGAGCCCGCGACUUCACCAUUUUUGCCUUCACCCAGCCUGAAGCUCCCCCUCUCAAACAGUGCACCCCCUAAUCAGGCCCUGGGUGGGAUUGCCUCAGGGCUGGGCAUGCAAAACUUGAAUUCUUCUAGACAGAUACCGAGUGGCAGUCUGGGUGUGUUCGGCAGUAGCGGAGCAGCACCAGCCAGGCCCAUGCAGCAGCCCCCGCAGCCACCCGUGCAGCCUCUGAGCUCCUCCCAGCCCAGUCUCCGUGCUCAAGUGCCUCAGUUUCUAUCCCCUCAGGUUCAAGCACAGCUUUUGCAGUUCGCAGCAAAAAACAUUGGUCUCAACCCUGCACUAUUAACCUCGCCAGUUAAUCCUCAGCAUAUGACGAUGGUGAACCAGCUCUAUCAGCUGCAGCUGGCGUACCAACGUUUACAAAUCCAGCAGCAGAUGUUACAGGCCCAGCGCAACGUUUCCGGACCCAUGAGACAACAGGAGCAGCAAGUCGCGCGCACAAUCACUAACCUGCAGCAGCAGAUCCAGCAGCACCAGCGCCAGCUGGCCCAGGCCCUGCUCGUGAAGCCGCCACCCCCGCCGCACCUGUCUCUGCACCCCUCUGCAGGCAAACCGGCCAUGGACAGCUUCCCCCCUCACCCCCAGGCCCCCGGCCUGCCCGACCUGCAGACCAAAGAGCAGCAGUCUUCUCCCAGCACCUUCGCUCCUUACGCUCUCGCUGGACUGAACCCAAACAUGAAUGUCAACAGCGUGGACAUGACUGGGGGUUUGCCGGUGAAAGACCCGUCUCAGUCCCAGUCCCGCCUCCCCCAGUGGACACACCCCAACCCGAUGGACAACCUACCCGGUGCUGCUUCUCCGCUCGAUCAGAACCCCAGCAAGCAUGGUGCUAUUCCUGGAGGUCUAAACAUUGGGCCUCCAGCUAAGUCCUCCAUUGAUGACUCCUAUGGCCGGUACGAUUUAAUCCAGAACAGUGAGUCACCAGCCAGCCCUCCUGUAGCUGUUCCCCAUAGCUGGUCACGUGCCAAAUCUGACAGCGAUAAACUCUCAAAUGGCUCCAGCAUCAACUGGCCCCCAGAAUUCCAUCCUGGAGUUCCAUGGAAAGGACUUCAGAAUAUAGAUCCCGAGAAUGACCCCGAUGUCACUCCCGGAAGUGUCCCCACCGGGCCCACCAUUAAUACCACCAUCCAGGAUGUCAACCGCUACCUCCUCAAGAGUGGAGGGUCCUCCCCACCAUCAUCUCAGAAUGCCACGCUGCCUUCCUCGGGUGCCUGGCCGCUCAGUGCCUCCAGCUACAGUCGCUCUUUCAGCAGCAUUGCACCCGCACCUAGUAUUGCAGGUAAACUGUCAGACAUUAAAUCGACGUGGUCCUCUGGCCCCGCCUCCCACACCCAAGCCUCUCUGUCUCACGAACUGUGGAAGGUGCCCAGAAACACUACUGCGCCCACACGGCCGCCUCCAGGGUUAGCCAAUCCCAAGCCUUCCUCCACCUGGGGAGCCAGCCCGCUCGGCUGGACCAGCUCCUACUCCUCGGGUUCUGCCUGGAGCACUGACACCUCAGGAAGAACAAGCAGCUGGCUCGUUCUCCGCAACCUCACGCCCCAGAUCGAUGGCUCCACCCUGCGGACACUGUGCUUGCAGCACGGGCCCCUCAUCACAUUCCACCUGAACCUGACGCAAGGCAAUGCCGUGGUCCGGUACAGCUCCAAGGAGGAAGCCGCCAAGGCGCAGAAGUCCCUGCACAUGUGUGUUCUGGGAAACACUACCAUCUUGGCCGAGUUUGCCGGUGAAGAGGAAGUGAGCCGUUUCUUGGCCCAAGGCCAGGCGCUGCCCCCCACCUCCAGCUGGCAGUCCAGCACUGGGGCCAGCCAGGCACGGCUGGGUGCCUCCGGCAGUUCCCAUGGCCUCGUGCGGAGCGACACCGGCCACUGGAAUGCCCCGUGCCUGGCAGGCAAAGGGAGCAGCGACCUGCUGUGGGGUGGGGUCCCCCAGUACUCGAGCAGCCUGUGGGGCCCACCCAGCAGCGAUGACGGCAGGGUGAUCGGGAGCCCCACCCCGCUGAACACUCUGCUUCCCGGUGACCUUCUCAGUGGGGAGUCCAUCUAGGACCUCGAGGACCCCAUGGGCGCCACAGUCAUCAGCACCAGGAAGAGAGAGCUGACCCUUUCCCGUCCGGGCAGCCGCUGAGGACCCCGCCGGACCCGAGCAGCCUGGCAGCCCUUUCGAGUACCUCUGUCCAGUACUGAAGACGAACCUUCGCGGCAGCCCUUGUGAACUGUUCACGAGACAGUGCGGGCUGCACUCGGUCAGUGUCACAUGCUAAUGACAGGAUGUUUCUCAUAGCUUUUUAUUUUGUGUUGUCUUAUGUUCGUAUGGUGUGUUGUUCUGAUUUUUUAAGUAUAAAAGCUGCUUAGAAUAGUUCUAUCAUGAAGGGCACUUUUCAGAUUGUGGGCUGGAAAGGGUUAUUUUAUCAAGGGGGAGGGAGGGAGGGAGACGAGAAAGCCUAUUUAAAACGAGCCUGUGACGAUUAUGCACAUCACCAGAGGCGGACCCCGUAAUCAGGGGGCGCUGGUGUUCAUCACUGGGCGCAGAGCACAGGCCCCGCGUGGCGGUCCUGGCGGCCCAGACCAGUGACUGAGUGGAAGGAACGGUCUGCAAUCUGUUCUCUGUUCCCACGGAUCCGCCUAUGCACAUUACCCUUAUUUCAUUACUUUUUCAUGUCAUUUUUUUUAUCCCAAAAAAAUAUUUUUUAAAAGUUAAAAAAAAAAAAAAAAAGACAUAUCAAACACGCAAAUACUUGAAUCCAGCAGGCCAAUAAUGAAAUGUGAACACUUUCUAAGUCUAAUUCUACACUUCCAGGUUGACAUCAGUACGCAGAAACAGGCUCUAGGAAAAAUUUCUAAGUUCACAGCCUAUGUAUGUGUGUGUUGAAACAGCGUGUGUGUGUGUGUCUGUGUGUAUGUGUGUGUGUGCACUUUCUGUGUUCACGUGUUCAGUGUGUGAGAGAUUUAACUGUGGGUUUUCCCUUUUAUUCAGUAUAUGCUUUUUUUGGCGCAUUGGUCAAGCAUUUGUCAUAUUAUUAGCUUCUAACUUUGCACUGAGUGUCCUCACCCUGCCUUUAGCUGAUCCUAUACGUUAAAGAGAAUUCAUAGGACAGGGCUGGCGACAAUUCAUGUGUAAAUGUUUACUCAAGGACUCUGUUAUUGCGUUUAAGAAUUACAGUGUAUAUCUCUGGAGAAAUAAUAUGUAUACCUACCUUUAGCAGCUUUUUAUUGUGGACUAAUGCAAGAAAAUUAUUACCAGAGUAUUGCACCAUUUUUCCAUUUGGAAUAUAAAGUUAAAGAGAAAAAACUGUUGUUGAACUGUGGCCAUAGAUACUUGUAGGGAAUGGAUGGUUCCGCGGAGGAACGGAAACAAGCACUUGGACGUGGGUUGUGACUGCUUUUGGGGGAGCCCGUGGUUGGGGCUCCCACCUGUUUACAGACCUUUUUUUCUCCUUCAGACUUUAAAAUAAAAAAAUUUUUAAAAGGAAUUAAAAAAAAAAAGAAAAAAUAGACUUCCAUCGUAAAGAAACCUAUUUUCAGAAUGCAGAUACGCUACUUCAGAGCUCUGGGAUCGAACAGUGUUGUUGUUUUCCCCCGGCCAUCGCCGUGGACUCUGCCGACUGUCCCCCUCCGUCGGGGUGGCGAGGCGUUGUGGUCACUGUCUUGCACAUGUGGGCGCGCUCAGGAAAGCCAGGGUUCCCGAGGGGCGGCUCCACACCAGUUCAUGUAUUUUGUAACCCAACUCCUAGCACUGAAGAUGUUAUUAAAAAAUAAAAAAUAAAAUAAAAUAGAUAAAAAAAAGAAAAAAGAGG
Manis javanica (Malayan pangolin) is the source of this 7515-nucleotide messenger RNA. Lineage: Eukaryota; Metazoa; Chordata; Mammalia; Pholidota; Manidae. The record is from RefSeq and is a predicted model, not a curated record.